UUGCGAAGAGACGCGUCCCACCUGGCAACCUCUCCUAACAUAAACAAGAAGUAAAUAAUAACAAACACACAUCAGUGUUUUCUUCUUUAACCGCGGAGCUGCUGUUCGGCGCAUGAAAUGGAUCUUCGCAUCCGACAAUAUUUAUCAAAAGCUCAGGAGAAAAGAGAUGCUGUGUAUGUGAGGAACGCGUAUGAUCUGAUCCGAGCUGCAGCUCCAGCAGCGUCUGAGCUGCGCGUGCUGUGCGCUGAACAAUCUCUACAGCUGGGCUGUUGGGAAAUCACACAGGACUGUUUAAUGAUGUACUUGGAAGGGAAACCUCCAGCCAAUCAGUUCCUGUGUCGAGCGUAUCUGUGCCAGGGUCAGCUCAUCUCCUCACGCUCCAUCAGCACAGCGGAGGACUUGGAUAAGGCUGUGAUGUACUAUCUGAAGGCGAUUGAGAUUGCCAAAGACAAGUCCAGAUAUCAUUUCCUGGUGUUCAACGCCUCGCUGCUGUACCUGCAGUCCGUCAGGCGGUUCCUGAGGCCCGGACAGAGACGGCUCCUUUCUUCUCUCACGCAGGUGCUCGAGGCUCUAGAGGAGGUUCAGGAUCCUGAUCACGCAUGGAGGGCUGAGCUUAUGCUACACCUUGUUGAAUGUCUGCUCGAUGCUGGGAAGCAGAAGGAAGCAGCUGCUGUGGCCAAGGUCACCUCUGAUUUAAUACAGGCACAUAAACCAGAGCUUUAUCCCCGGCUUUUCUCCAUACAGGUUCGACACAACCUCAUGGAUGUCUCUGAAAUGCUGAACGAUGGAAACCCUAAGUUGCUUGUGAUGUACAAGAUCCAAAAGCUUAAACAUGCGGUUGAUGUCGCUGAAGUCAAGAGAGAUGAUGCAGACACACUGAAGGAGAUCUUCCUGCUGCUGACACAGUCCUCAGAACCCAAAGCAUCCAUCCUCCAGGCCUCCAGUCCUCCACCAGACAUCCACAGAUCCAGUGCUCCACCCAACAUCAUCUCUGAAUCCAGCGGAUCCAGUCCUCCACCCUUCACCCAGAGCAUCAGUGCACCACCCAGCGUCCUCCACUCGAGUCCAUCCUCCUCCUGCAGCUCCAGUGUUUGUCUGGAUCACGGCUCUUCCAUCCCACUGACCGACAGGGCUGAGCUCCUGCUGGAUCUGGCUUUCCUCUCUCUGCGGUUACAGCAACAUCAAACCGCAUCCGACUGUGUGAAGGAGCUCCGAGCCACAGAUGUCACCGUCGGUCAGCGUAUAAUGAUGGAGUGUGUGCAGUGUGAGCUGGAGCUGAACAAACACAGAGAGGGAAUGCAGAAUUACUCCAGAUCCAGUGUGGAGCUGUGGUUGAGUGUAAUCGCUCGUUUGGAUGCACUGCUGCAGACGGCGCUGAAGCAAGCAGACGCUCGGGUCACUCAAGCGGUGUGUGUGUGUCAGUGGAACACAUGUCUGCCGCUUCUCCAACACAACCUCCGGAAGAGAGUCCAGAAAGCCCUGCUCACCCUCGCUCGAGCGCUGCAGCACACACACAGUUUGCUGCUGGAUGUGUUGUGUCGGGUUCACACUGAACUGGCUGCGAUAGACGAGGAGGAUGAAAAGCUGGAAUCUGCCAUGAAGCAUCUUCAGAAAGCCCUUGAGCUGGAUCCUCUCUCCCAGCAGCUGUCCUCCUCCUUACAGCUCCUCCAGCUGCGCUCCUCUGUCCACAGCGCUCCCACACGGCCGGAGGAGCGCGCCGCCAAACUCAUCCAGCAGGCUAAAGAGGGAAGCGGGCGCGAGGCUUUGAGAAAGCGAAGGCCGCUGCUGGUUAGUGCUGGAGUCGCUCUGGCACCCGAUGCUUUCCAAACCGUCCUGGAUGCUGACAGUAAAGUCAAAGAUGAUGGAGCUGGAGAUCGUCUGGAGCUGCUCGCUGCUAAAGCCCAGCAUCACAGCAGCUGUGUGCAGAAGGUCAAAGGUCAUUUGGAUGGACUUGACAAGAGCUCAGAUGACAAAGAAAGGGUGAAAUUAUGGGGUUCGCUGGCCAAGACCGCCCGGAAACAGGAGGUUUUUGACGUGUGCCAGGCGGCCUGUCGCUUCUGUCUGCUCUAUGAUGAUGGACGAUGGAAAAACACCAGUGAACCCAAGAUCAGAGCGAGUCCAGAUCAGAAGAACCAGACCGAGUCCAGCACACAGAGAGAUCUGCUGCGUCUGCUCGCCGAGGUCCACUUCAUCAGCGCUGAGGUAACGGUCCUUAAACUCUGCUCUGAGGGGGUGGAGCUAAACGGCUCUGCUGUAGCACCUGAUGAAAAACGGACACGCCCACCUGAAGACGACGCCCACUGGAACCUGUACAGUGAUUGGAUCAAGGAUUUAUCGGCUUACGCCACUGGUGGAUUCCUGCGAGGGGCGGAGCUUGGGGCGGAGCUGCGUGAGGAUUGGCUGGUGGCUAAUGCAGCUGUGUAUCUGUGGAACUACAACAGCUGGCUGCUGACCACCGGAGGACAUCGGCUCCUUCUGCCCACCUUCAGACGUCUGCUGGAGCUCCUCAGACAGGCAGGGCAUGCUGGGGAGGUGGUUCUUGUGGGGAUGCUCUGUGACGCUGUGGCUCAGGGGCUCAUCCAGCCGUGGUGUGGGACGUCUGUACGUGCCGAUCAGGAAUCGCAGGACACUGGGAAGGAAGCCGAGAAGACGCUGCCAGCCGAGAAGACAAAGAAAGUCCGAGGGAAGAGCGUGGAGAAAUCCGGCUCGACCCUCGGCCCUCAGCUGGACGCGGCUGCCAUGCAGGACGUUAAGAAAGCUUUAGAGGUGUGUGAGUUUGCGCUGCGUCUGUCCAGUGGAAACGCCGAGCCGCUGCCCAUCUCUGUGAGGAAGCAGCUCUGCAGCACGUGGGUCUGUGUUAAACAGCUGCUUCAGCAGCAGAUCGGACACAAACUGGACAUCAGCGAUGAGAGUAAGAGCGAGGCGGUGGCGUCUGUGACCCGUGUGCUGGUCGCAGUGGAGAUGCUUCAGUGUAACAGCAGCUCCAGACUCAUGCAGUUCACCGUUCCCAGUCUGUCUGCGCUGGUUCAGAUGGCGUUGGGCUGUCAGUGGUCUGAUCCGGUCGUGGAGCUGUAUGUGUGGACACGGCUCGCUCUGUUCGCCCAUCAGACACAAGACCACGACCUGGUCCUGACCUGCACCCAUAAUGCACUGCAGCUGGAGCAGAAGGCAGCACAAAGAGUGAAGACGGCCGCUUAUGCUCUGUUCAGCGUGCGCUCGGUGCAGGAGAUGUUGAGCAGCGCUGCGUGUGUCAGAGGUCAGAGUGUGAUCCAGGAGGCCAGAGGUCAUCACAGCAGAUAUAUGGAGGGUCUGCUCAAGCUGCAGGACAGUGUCAGUUUUGCGCAGCAGGCGGGCAGCUGGAGUCUGUGUAUGAGCGCAGCCGCACACUUCUGGAACGCAUGUCUGCCUCUGCUGGACUCAGGACGGGACAGACGUCAGCUGAGAGGAGCGCUGGAGCUCGUCCUGAAGACCAUCAGCCACACAUACAGCAAACACACAGCCGGCAACACUAACAGAGCGUCUGGACUCAAGCGUGACGGAGCAGAUACAACAAACGCUGGCGUCGCUGACGAUGACCUGAAGCUGUGGACGGCUGUGAUCAGCGCUCUGCUCCGUAUCCAUGCGGACGCUGGAGACUGGAGGAGAGGCCUGCAGCUGCUGGACGAGGCUCUCAGAGAGACGCCACACACACAACACAGACUGGCUCUGCUGAAGCAGCGUGUUCUGGUCAAGGCCCGGCUGGGCGAGUCGCUUCUGCUGGACAUGCAGCGGUUCACUAGCGAGGGAGAGACGGUCUGCGCUCAGAUGUGGCGGCGUGCAGCUCUCUGUGCCAAAGACAAGCGACAGCGGCUCAGCUGCUAUCAGAACGCCAUCACAGCUCUGCAGUCUCCGGGGGGUCAGUGGCAGAAGGUGGAUAUUCUGCUGGAGUUUGGCGAGUGGCUGUACGUCACACACUUUCCUGUGACUGACGUCCGUCUGCAGAUCGAGUGGGCCGUAGACAUCCUGCUGUUCACAGACACACAGAACACAGACGAGGCGUCUGGCCCGUGUCUGUCUGAAGUGCGUUCGGUCGGGCGUCUGGAGCGUCUGAUGCGAUCGCACACACUGCUGGCUCUCACAGAGGAGCGCUCGUCUCUCAGACAGCAGCAGCAUCUGCUGACGGCCUACAGCUGCUCGCUGCACAUCUGGAAGGUAUCCAUGGCGACCGCACAGGAAGUGAUGAAUGAUUCGGCGGAAGGUCAAGAGGUGCAAUCCGCCAGCUCCAGAAAAGACAAGGAGAGACCAGACGAGAAGAAGACCAAACAGCCGUCUCCUGUGGAGGACAGACCCAGAGCUAAAGCUGCAGACGUGUGUCUUCCCGUCAGCCCCGAGCAGUGGGCUCAGUUCCAGUGUCCUGAGGAGCUCCGACAGGCCUUUCUCUCUGACGCCCGUCCUUACAGCAUCAACAGCACAUCCAUCAGCGCACAGAGCCGAACUCUGUUUUAUUUGGAUCUGCUGGUGAAAGAGCUGGAGUCUCUCUCCUUGACCCCGCUGACCUUCGCCCCUCUCCACCUGGCAGAGCUCAUCGCUCGCGACCUCAUGCAGAGCAGGAGUCAGUCUGACCUCUACCGCCUCAGGAUCAUCAGGAGCUGUGCUGAUCUGGGCUUCGAGUCUCCGUUCUCUGAGCAGCUGCUGAGCUUCACACACGUUCCUGCAGACGAGCAGAUGAGGAGCCAGAGAGCCGUCGUUACACAGAGAAAUGCAUCUCAGAGCGACGGGACGGACGAGACGGUGUUUGCUGCCGGAGAUCCGUGUGGAUGGACAGCAUCCGCUCCCAGUCCUCAUCAGCUGUGGCUGGCUAAGGCCGACGUGUGUCUGAGUCUGAACCUGAUUCAGCCUGCAAAAGUCCUGCUGACUCACACACACCUGACAGCCCAGGAGCUUGGAGACCAGCUGUCAUUGGCUAAGAGUUUACUCCUGCUGGCGGUUCUGGCCAAUCAGGAGCAGCGCUUCGGCGAGGCUCUCGCUCUGCUGCAGGAGGCACAGGAGAUCGGAGGAGACGAGGAGUUCUGCUUUUUGCUCACUCAGACUCUCCAAAUGACCGUAGUGGAACAGGAGGAACAGGAAACGCAUCAUCAGGUGUGUGCGAUCACAGAACAGGCCUGCAGAGCCAUCAGAGCUGUUCUAGAGCAGAGAGGGAACCGAGCUUCAGUCCUCCGCUUCUUCAUCGCAUCGCUGCAGACCAGGGCUGCUGUGUUUCGCAAGCAUUUGUUGAGCUCUGCCGAUCCAUCAGUGGAGAUGCUGAUCUCGGUGUGUGACACGCUAAAACGCGCUGCUGCUGAACUCCUGCAGCUGGGAUAUAGAACACACUCCGCAGAAGCUACGCUAGAACAUGCCAACACACUCAGAAUCCUGGCUGUUCACUCAUCGAGUGCAGAAGAGAAACAGCGCCACCUUCUGGACGCGUUCAGCCUGAUGAAGAGCGCUGUCUCUCUUCAGGAGCAAGUUCUCACUGAUGUCCUCAAUGUUCUUCCACCUCAUGAGUCCGGCUGGAGAAGCGUCCCCGCGGCCCGUGUGUGUGUCCGUCUCAGACUGGCUCUCGCCGAUCUGGCCCUGCUCAUGCUGGACCUCCAGAGCGCAGAGCAGAAGAGGAAGUCCAUCGCUCGGGACAGGAAGUCAUCAGUGGAGAGAGCGCUGGAGGACUACAUGAGGAGCAGUGUGGAUCUCAGCCGACAGGAGCGGGACUGGUGUGCUGUGGGCCGGUCUCUGGCUCAGGAGGUUUUGACUCACCUCACAGCCGUCAGUUCUCUCUCGCUGGACUGUGUGGAGACCAGGGCUCGCUCCCUCGGCAUGAUGGGAAGGUGCCUGAGGAUUUUAGCUCAGCAGAGAGACCCGCUGUACCCCUGCACACUGUGGACCGAGCCCGACACGGACCAGGAGAAGAGCGAGAGAGAGGAAAACCUGGAAGAUAAUGAAGAACAGCUAGUGAAGAUGAAUGAAACUGAGAAGAAGCAAUACGCUGGCAAACGAGCGGAGCUGCAGAGCGAGCGGAGGGCAGCGCAGCAGCUGUUGGCUCAGGCCUGUGAAACUCUCUCUCAGGCUGUGAGUCUGAGUCUUCAGCAUGACCUUCCUCAUCUUCUUCCUCGCGUCUGCGCAGAUCUGCUGGAGUGUCACGGUCAGUUCGACCCCGGCGCCAGCGGACAGUACCUCGCCCUGCUGCAGAGCGGCGUGUGCUGUGCUGAGAUGUCGUCUGUCCUGCACUCGAUCUGCUCCAGUGUGAGUGAGUCUCAGACCUGUGCUCUGAUGAACCUGCGGAGGACGCUGCUCUCUUCACAGGGUCACAGACCCAGCGGCGCUCUGACCGCAGUGAACCGGGAGCUCAACGCUCUCUCCAAGGCCUUCACUCACCUGACCAUAAACCCAAACCACCUGAGACUUCUGGGAGAAAUGCCACCCAACUUCAAGAUCCUGCUGCUCCAACACUCAGAGGACAGUUCUGUGCUGUACGCUGGUCUUUAUGAGAAGGUUAAAGCCGCAGAGACUCAGAAAGGAAAGAGUGUGACAGGUGGUCUGAUCUGCUCUAAGGUGGUCAAGGCCUCCGUUCAUCGCUCAGAUCUGCUGCAGCUCCUCAAACUCCUGCAAGACUUCAAAGAUCUGAACACAGAGACGUGUCUGAAAGAGUCUCGCCGCUGCGGACAGAACCCAGCACAGGACAGUAAAGAUGUACAGCUGGAUGAUUGUUUCAGCGCUCUGCUUGAGGAGAUGGAGAACUACCUCAAUCCUGUUCUCUCACAGUUUGACUUUUCAUGCUUUAGCGUUCGCUCUCCGUGCAUCUCCACCACAUCGGCCCGAGCCAAAGACAAGGACGAGAAAACUGCUGAUAAACCUCUGCCGGAUGCUGGUGAUUGUGUGGUGAUUCUCGCUGACCGGACGCUGCUGGAGUUUCCGUUAGAAGCGCUGAGCGUCCUUCAGACGAAGGGCAUCGGCUCCGUCUCUCGAGAUUUCUCUCUGCAGGUUCUUCACACACGACUGCAGACGGAUGAAGCAGAUCAUUCUCCAAAAUCAGCGCAGAAGAUGCAAAAAACUCCACAGAUUCCCUCUAGGCCUGUUGAAAGUGACAAUAAAAAGGAAGCUAAAGGUGGCAGAGCAGUCAAGGGAAGAGGCGAUCAAAGCCGAGGCAUCAAAGCGGUGCCGGUCAGUCGUGUCCUGCCGCCGAACAGCAUCCCAGUGGACACACACAGGUUCAGAUAUGUAGUCGAUGCUCGGGAGGAAGAGGAUGGAAAGCAGGCUGAUUGCAGCAGCCCAGCAGAGAUCAUGAGGAAGACCCUCGACACGUACGCUUCGCAAUUUACACCUCUGUGGGAAGGAUUCAUGUGCCACGAGCGCAAACGCAGUCUCGCAGAUCUCGAGCAGAUGCUGAUGUCCUGCAGCGCUUUUAUUUACUCUGGCACGGAGAACUUCUUCUCCUGCGUCCCGCCGGCCAAGAUGGCCUCCCUCAACAUGUCCGGAUGUCAGAUGGUCUUUCUCUUUGAAAGCGUUCAGAACAGAGUCAGCGUCCAGAAGAGACGGUCCAGUCGGGCUUCAGACGGUGCGCUCGGCUCGGCGUAUCUCUUCACUCUCAGCGGGGUUCAUUCUGUCCUGCUCAACCAGUGGCACAGCAGCGCCGCAGCAAACGCACAAAACCUGCGCUCACUCAUGGACAAUCUUCUGAGAGCAGGACUGACGUCAGGACGAGCCGCUCGUGUUUUACAGACACACAAGUCAGAAAAGACAGAAGUCAGGGGAAACUCGUCCGGCCCGACAGCAGACGAGAGUUCAGCUGUAAACGUGGAAGACGUUUCCUCUGAAGACAUCCAGAGAAAAACUCCUUCUGCGUUCAACUUUGUUAUUUACGGACUUCCUAAUUUAGUGGUUACAUGAACGGCUGGAGAUGUUUGGGAGAUUUCACUGAAAUAAAACUAAUUUACUAAUAUUCUGAAAUUAAACAUUGUCUUUUCUUCGACUUAUGUGCAUCUAUUGUAGGUCUUGAAACACUGCUGUCAAACUAAUAUUGAUCAUCUAAAACCUUCAGUAAUAAAUGAAAUUAAAAUCC
Molecule: messenger RNA, 8071 nt
Organism: Cyprinus carpio (common carp)
Lineage: Eukaryota; Metazoa; Chordata; Actinopteri; Cypriniformes; Cyprinidae
Product: cilia- and flagella-associated protein 46
Biological process (GO): axoneme assembly; cilium movement involved in cell motility
Molecular function (GO): protein binding
Source: RefSeq, a predicted model, not a curated record